Molecule: messenger RNA, 7210 nt
Organism: Chinchilla lanigera (long-tailed chinchilla)
Lineage: Eukaryota; Metazoa; Chordata; Mammalia; Rodentia; Chinchillidae
Gene: Myo9b
Product: myosin IXB
Exons: 38
Coding region: 41-6424 (2127 amino acids)
Biological process (GO): intracellular signal transduction
Cellular component (GO): myosin complex
Molecular function (GO): microfilament motor activity; ATP binding; GTPase activator activity
Source: RefSeq, a predicted model, not a curated record
CCAGGCCCGGGCGGCAUGCGGAGGCCCCGCGGGCGGCAGGAUGAGUGCGCGCGCGGAGGCGGGCGGCGCGGGCCGUCAGGAGCAGGGCGCCUACGGCCUGCACAUCUACCCGCAGCUGUCCUGGACCCCAAGCCCGGCCUCGUGCUGCGUGAUGGCCACCAAGGACAGCACCACGGCCGAGGUCAUCCGCGAGGCCGUGGCCCGCCUGCAGCUGGACGGCAGCAAGCGCUACGCGCUGGCGGAGGUGAAGGAGGCGGGCGGCGAGGAGUGGGUGCUGGACGCCAGCGACGCGCCCGUGCACCGAGUGCUGCUGUGGCCGAGGCGGGCGCAGGCUGAGCACCCGCGUGAGGACGGCUACUACUUCCUGCUGCAGGAGCGUGGCGCCGAUGGCGCCAUCCGGCACGUGCACUUGCCCCUGGCGGCCCACGCCUCGGCGGCCCGGCGCCUGGUGCAGCGUGGCCUCCUGCCACCGCCACAGGCUGACGUGGAUGACCUGUGCAACCUGCCUGAGCUGACGGAGGAGAACCUGCUGAGGAGCCUCAAGUGCCGCUUCCUGCAGCAGAAGAUCUACACCUACGCCGGCAGCAUCCUGGUGGCCGUCAACCCCUUCAAGUUCCUGCCUAUCUACAACCCCAAGUACGUGAAGCUGUACGAGAACCAGCGGCUGGGCAAGCUGGAGCCGCACGUGUUCGCGCUGGCCGACGUGGCCUACUACGCCAUGCUGCGCAAGCGCGUGAACCAGUGCAUCGUCAUCUCGGGCGAGAGCGGCUCGGGCAAGACGCAGAGCACCAACUUCCUCAUCCAUUGCCUCACCGCGCUAAGCCAGAAGGGCUACGCCAGCGGCGUUGAGAGGACCAUCCUGGGCGCCGGGCCUGUGCUCGAGGCCUUUGGGAACGCGAAGACGGCCCACAACAACAACUCCAGCCGCUUCGGCAAGUUCAUCCAAGUCAACUACCUGGAGAGCGGCAUCGUGCGCGGAGCUGUCGUGGAAAAAUACCUGCUUGAAAAGUCUCGCCUGGUGUCUCAGGAGAAAGAUGAGCGGAACUACCACGUGUUUUACUAUCUGCUCCUUGGGGUCAGCGAGGAAGAGCGCCAAGAAUUCCAGCUCAAGCAGCCGGAAGAUUACUUCUACCUCAACCAGGUAAGUGGCCCGGCCGGCCACAAGGCCACCUCCGCCCCCACGCAGCUCUGCUCGGCCAGAGGGUGUGAGGGAGCCGGCGUCCCUGUUUUCCAGCAUAACUUGAAGAUUGAGGACGGGGAAGACCUGAAGCACGACUUCGCGCGGCUGAAGCAGGCCAUGGAGAUGGUGGGCUUCCUCCCUGCCACCAAGAGGCAGAUCUUCUCCAUGCUGUCCGCCAUCCUGUACCUGGGCAACGUCACCUACAAGAAGAGGCCCACGGGCCGCGACGAGGGCCUGGAGGUCGGGCCGGCUGAGGUGCUGGACACCCUGUCGCAGCUCCUCAAGGUGAAGCGAGAGAUCCUGGUGGAGGUCCUGACCAAAAGAAAAACAGUGACCGCCAAUGACAAGCUCAUCCUGCCCUACAGCCUCAGUGAGGCCGUCACCGCACGCGACUCCAUGGCCAAGUCCCUGUACAGUGCCCUGUUCGACUGGAUCGUGCUGCGGAUCAACCACGCGCUCCUCAACAAGAAGGACGUGGAAGAGGCCGUCUCCUGCCUGUCCAUCGGGGUCCUCGACAUCUUCGGCUUUGAGGACUUUGAGCGGAACAGCUUCGAGCAGUUCUGCAUCAACUACGCCAACGAGCAGCUGCAGUACUACUUCAACCAGCACAUCUUCAAGCUGGAGCAGGAGGAGUACCAGGGUGAGGGCAUCACCUGGCACAACAUCGCCUACACAGACAACGUGGGCUGCAUCCACCUCAUCAGCAAGAAGCCCACCGGCCUCUUCUACCUGCUGGACGAGGAGAGCAACUUCCCCCACGCCACAAGCCAGACCCUGCUGGCCAAGUUCAAGCAGCAGCACGAGGACAACAAGUACUUCCUGGGCACCCCAGUCAGGGAGCCCGCCUUCAUCAUCCAGCACUUCGCGGGGCGAGUCAAGUACCAGAUCAAGGACUUCCGGGAGAAGAAUAUGGACUACAUGCGGCCCGACAUCGUGGCGCUGCUGCGGGGCAGCGACAGCGCCUACGUGCGCGAGCUCAUCGGCAUGGAGCCCGUGGCUGUGUUCCGCUGGGCCGUGCUGCGCACCGCCCUGCGGGCCAUGGCCGUGCUGCGGGAGGCUGCGCGCCUGCGGGCCGAGCGGCGGGAGAGGGCGGCAGGUCCUGGCAGCCCAGACGCCCAGGGUCCCCCAGGAGCGCUGUCUUCGGAAGCUAAUACACCAUCCGAGAGACUUUACCGCGAGCUGCACCACCAGAUGAUCGAGAGCAUCAAGGGCCUGCCCUGGCAGGGCGAGGACCCCCGCAGGCUGCUCCAGUCCCUCGGCCAGCUCCAGCGGCCACGUCCCUGCGUGCUGAAGAGUAAAGGUAUCAAACAAAAGCAGACCAUUCCCAAGAACCUGCUGGACCGCGAGUCACUGAGGCUGAUCGUCAGCAUGACGCUGCAUGACCGCACCACCAAGUCCCUGCUGCACCUGCACAAAAAGAAGAAGCCUCCAAGCAUCAGCGCCCAGUUCCAGACGUCCCUGAGCAAGCUGCUUGAGACCCUGGGCAAGGCUGAGCCCUUCUUCAUCCGCUGCAUCCGCUCCAACGCCGCCAAGAAGGAGCUGUGCUUCGACGACGAGCUGGUCCUGCAGCAGCUGCGCUACACAGGGAUGCUGGAGACUGUGCGCAUCCGCCGCUCCGGCUACAGCGCCAAGUACACCUUCCAGGACUUCACGGAGCAGUUCCAGGUGCUGCUGCCCAAGGACGCCCAGCCCUGCCGCGAGGUCAUCUCAGCGCUGCUGGAGAAGAUGCGUGUGGACAAGAGGAGCUACCAGAUUGGGAAGACCAAGGUGUUCCUGAAGGAGACGGAGCGCCAGGCCCUGCAGGAGACGCUGCACCGCGAGGUUGUGCGUAAGAUCCUGCUGCUGCAGAGCUGGUUCCGUGCGGUGCUGGAGCGCCGCCACUUCCUGCAGGCGCGCCGCGCCGCCGUGGCCAUCCAGGCCUGCUGGCGUUCCUACCGCGCGCGGCGGGCGCUGGCCAGGACGCGGGCUGCCGUGUGCCUGCAGGCCGCAUGGAGGGGCUACCGGCAGUGCAAGGCCUAUCGCUGCCAGCGCCAGAGCAUCAUCCGCCUGCAGAGCCUGUGCCGUGGCCACCUGCAGCGCCAGAGCUUCAGCCAGAUGCUUGCAGAGAAGCAGAAGGAGGACGAGCGGCCGAGAGAGGCCCUGGAGGUCACAGGGAUGCAGGACGUAGGAGCUGGGCAAGGCCGGGAGGCCACCGAGGAGCAGGUGGCCGGGCAGGAUGUGGAGACCACUGGGGACAGUGAGCACCCAGCGCCAAGGCCCGAGGCACAGCCUGAAGAUGGGUCAGCAGCGGAGGAGGAGGCCCGAGGCCUCGCGAAGGGGCUCUCAGCCCCCGGGAGCACGGCUGCGGCGGUGGCGGUGGGCGAGGGUCCCGAGAAGGUGGCCAGCAGCCGGGAGAAGCGCGAGUCCCGGCGCCAGCGAGGCCUGGAGCACGUGGAGCUGCAGAACCGGCACAUGCAGGCGUCCCGCGAGGAGCGCAGGGACGAGGAUGUGCGUCCCGGCGCUGAGCCCAUGGCACCCCCUGCAGUGCUGCCCCAGGCAGCCGCCGCGGUCGCCAGCGACAGUGACCAGGACCAGGGGCCCGGCCCUGUGCAGCGGCCCACCAGCCUGGCCCUGGACGCGGUCCCCAAGGACAAGAACAGGCAGGCCGACAGCCCCGGGGCCGCGGCCCAGAUCCAGCGGUACCAGCCCCCCGAGGCCGAGCGGCUGGCCAUUGCCGUGGAGCAGUGGCGUGGCCGCAAGCUGGGGACCACUGCCGGCGCCACGCUGAGCCAGUCCCUAGACCUCAGCGACAAGCACCGGGCUGCGGAGGCGGCCCUCACCCCCACAGAGGAGAGGCGCAUCUCCUUAUCCACAGGCGACGUCUCCAAGCUGUCCCUGGCCAAGGCACAGCCUUCUUCAGAAACUGAUGGGGAGCCCAGCAUCAAGAAGCCAGCUGUGCAAAAGAAGAAGUCGGGCGACGCGUCCUCAGGCCCAGACGCAGGGCUGUCCCCAGGUUCCCACGCUGACUCUAAGUCCACGUUUAAAAGGCUUUUCCUGCAUAAGACCAAGGAGAAGAAGAGCAGUCCAGAGGGUGUGGAGGAGACCGAGGCUGCGGUGCCCGGGCAUGCUGUGCUGGAAGCCACCGCUGUGAAGAGGAAUCUGGAAGCCCCGGCCAGCCACCAGCCACGCCACACAGCGGGUGAGAAGCACACCAAGGACGCAGGCGGCAAAGGGAAGAGGAACCGCAACCUCAAGAUCGGCAAGAUCACGGUGACAGAGAAGUGGCGGGAGUCCGUAUUCCGCAAGAUCACCAAUGCCAACGAGCUCAAGUACCUGGAUGAGUUCCUGCUCAACAAGAUAAACGACCUGCGCUCCCAGAAGACGCCCAUCGAGGGCCUGUUCAUCGAGGCCACGGAGCGGUUCCGGAGCAACAUCAAAACCAUGUACUCUGUCCCGAACGGAAAGAUCCACGUCGGCUACAAGGACCUAAUGGAGAACUACCAGAUCAUCGUCAACAACCUGGCCAGCGAGCGCGGUGAGGACACCAACCCGGUCCUCAACCUCUUCCAGUCGCUGCUGGACGAGUUCACGCGGUGCUGCUCCAAGACUGACUUCGAGCGGGUGAAGCCAAGCAAAGCUCAGAAGAAGAAGCGGAAGCAGGAACGAGCUGUUCAGGAGCACAAUGGCCACGUGUUCGCCAGCUACCAGGUCAGCAUCCCGCAGUCCUGCGAGCACUGCCUCUCCUACAUCUGGCUCAUGGACAAGGCCCUGCUCUGCAGCGUGUGCAAGAUGACCUGCCACAAGAAGUGCGUGCACAAGAUUCAGAACUCCUGCUCCUACCUGAGUGGGAGGAAGACCGAGCCAGGUGCCGAGCUGGGCCACUUUGGCGUCUGCGUGGACAGCCUGACCAGCGACAGGGCCUCGGUGCCCCUGGUGCUGGAGAAGCUGCUGGAGCACGUGGAGCUGCACGGGCUCUACACCGAGGGCCUCUACCGCAAGUCUGGCACUGCCCACCGUACGCGCGAGCUCCGGCAGGCGCUGCAGACAGACCCCGCGGCCGUGCGGUUGGAGGACUUCCCCAUCCACGCCAUCACCGGCGUCCUCAAGCAGUGGCUGCGCGAGCUGCCCGAGCCCCUCAUGACCUUCGCCCAGUACGGCGACUUCCUGCGCGCUGUCGAGCUGCCAGAGAAGCAGGAGCAGCUGGCCGCCAUCUAUGCCGUCCUGGAGCACCUGCCCAAAGCCAACCACGACUCGCUGGAGCGGCUCGUCUUCCACCUCGUCAAGGUGGCCCUGCUGGAGGACGUGAACCGCAUGUCGCCUGGGGCGCUGGCCAUCGUCUUCGCGCCCUGCCUCCUGCGCUGCCCGGACAACUCGGACCCGCUGACCAGCAUGAAGGACGUCCUCAAGAUCACCACGUGCGUGGAGAUGCUGAUCAAAGAGCAGAUGCGGAAGUACAGGGUGAAGAUGGAGGAGAUCAGCCAGCUGGAGGCCGAGGAGAGCAUCGCCUGCCGUCGGCUGUCCCUGCUGCAGCAGAGCUCUCCCUGGCCUUUCAAACUGGGGUUCUCAUCUCCCUGUGAGGGGGUGCUGAGCAAGAGCCCCAAGACCCCUGUGAGCCGCGACGGCAGCCUGGAGGAGCUGGAGGCGCUCCCAGAGGAGGAGGCGGCCGGUGGCGGCGGCGGCGGCGAGGACCGGGAGAAGGAGAUGCUCCUGGAGCGCAUCCAGUCCCUCAAGGAGGAGAAGGAGGACAUCACCUACCGGCUGCCAGAACUGGAGCCCAGGGGCUCGGACGAGGAGACCCUGGACUCGGAGACAUCGGCCAGCACCGAGAGCCUGCUGGAGGAGCGGGCCGGGCGGGGGGCUGCCGAAGGGCCCCCCGCGCCUGCGUCCCCCCACCCCACCGCGCCCGCCCCGAGCCCCCUUCCCAUGAUGGUGCCUCCAAGGCGCCGGCCGGCGUCCUUCGCCAUGGUCAGAGUGAAGACCCCGCGGCGGACGCCUGUCAUGCCCACGGCCAACAUCAAGCUCCCGCCGGGCCUGCCCUCCCAUCUGCCCCCCCGGGAGCCUGCUGGCCCUCUGAGGCGCCGGGAGCCGCCAGCCCGCCGCCCUGACCAGGUGCGCUCCGUGUACAUCACACCUGGCCUGGGGCUGCCCACGCUUGGAGCCCUGGAACCCCUGGACAAGGACACUCGGCCUCCAGGGGCCAAGCGCAGGUACUCGGACCCCCCAACCUACUGCCUGCCCCCUACCCCGGGCCAGGCCCCGAGCUGAGGCCUGGGAUGGUCACAUCGAGGACGCUGCGCUAGCCUGCGGCUGCAGUGGCUCCAGGAAGGAUCCAGAUUGGAAGUGAGCCUGAGGGCGCUGCCCCGGCCAGGGUCCAGGCCACCUCACUGCAGGUCCGCCAGCCACAGGUGCACCACCCAGGCUGCCGAAUCCCGGGGGGCCUCGCCUCCCCUCCCCCUUUUGUACGUUUUCAUGACAACUUGUACGUGGUUUACAUAACUUGAAACUGUACCAGCCUAGUGGGAGACCGAACUGUUUUAUACUGUACGUUCAGACUUUGCUAUUAACGCUGUGUGCGUCCCUGUAACACGGGCCUGGGCAGAGCAGAGACCACAGCGGCGGCCACACCGUAGUCACCUUGGGUGGCCACAGGGACCUUGCACAGCGCAGGAGCUGUGAACUCUCGGGGCACCUCGCCACCCUCGUCUGUCUCCCACACGGGACGCCCGCUGGCGAUAGGCACAGCUGCUGGCCAAGGUACAUUCCAGGAAGCAUUGGGGCCCUCUGUGGGCUCAGAGGACAUGAACUGGGGUGGCGUCGCCAACAGCAGUCCGUCUGCACCCCAGGGGACCAGAAUGUGGUCAUCUCGCCUCUCUCCCUUGUGCUGUGGUGCCAGGGGCCAGAAGAGGCCAGCGCUGUGACUCAGGACCAUGCCCCAGCCUGAAGCUGCACAUUCCUGCAGACCCACAGCUGCGGCCGCGCUCUCCUCAGGCUUCAGCGCUCCCGGCCCCCAGGACGCAAGGCCGCGGCCGGAAUAAAGAGAAAGUGCUGUGA